AUGUUGACUGCCCGGAGGCCGUCAGCGACCCCUCAGCUCGUUGCUGAUGGGCUGCUGCCCAUAGAACAUAGAACUCUACUGGCCAAUGGCAAUCACUUCCAGAAUAGUACAGUUAUUGUUGGUUUGCUAGUCGUGCCAGUAGCUCGAGAUAUUCCCUUCGCUUUGCGUGAUGCAUAUGCACGCGAAAUUGACGCCAAGCUGAAUUCAGGCGUGUACAAACGGGUCGAAUACUCGGAGUGGGCUUCGACGACCCAUGUUGUGGCAAAAAGGAACGGGAAAUUACGUAUCACGGGAAACUAUGAACCUACACUAAAUCCUCAGCUGAUCGUAGACAAACAUCAAAUCCCACGAGUGGAGUGCAUCUUUAACAAGAUGCGAGGCGCGAAGUGGUUCUGUCAUCUUGACAUCACGGAUGCCUAUACGCAUCUUACAAUCGACGACGAAUGUACUCACACGAUGACUCUCAACACGCCUACUCAUGGCCUAAUCCGACCGACACGCGCGAUCUACGGAGCAGCAAACAUCCAUGCAGUGUGGCAACGUCGAAUGGAAGAAGUGCUGCGUGAUCUGCCCUGCGUCGUCAAUUUUUUCGAUGAUACCAUCGUCUUCGCAGACUCGUUCGAGAACUUGCUCCGGGCCCUGUGUGCCGUGCUGGAAAGGAUGCGUCAUCAUGGGCUGAAACUCAACAGAGCCAAAUGUAAAUUUGCAGAAACUACACUCCACUGCCUGGGUCACAAACUUGAUGCACAGGGAAUCCACAAAUCCGACUGCCACAUCGAAGCUAUCCGCGAUGCACCAAAGCCUUCAACACCGGAGGAACUUUUUCUGGGAAAGGCUACGUAUUACAGCGCAUUCAUCCCGGAUUUGUCAACGCGAGAUCGGCCUUUGCGUGACAUGCUUCGUAGCGAACCGUUUACCUGGACUCCAGCUGGCGAAAAAGCAUACGUCGACAUCAAAGAAACUUUGGUAUCACCCCAGGUUCUCAUGCAAUACGACCCCUCGCUACCGCUAUUGCUGGCGACUGAUGCCAGCAAAACCGGGUUGGGAGCUGUGCUGUCGCACCGCCUGAGCAACAAUCAGGAACGACCAAUCGCCUAUGCAAGCCGAACGAUGAGCGCCACAGAGCAACGAUACCCUCAAAUUGAUAAGGAGGCGCUCGCGAUUGUGUGGGCUGUGAACAAGUUUUUCGUCUAUCUCUACGCACGUCAUUUCGUUCUCAUCACGGACCACAAACCGCUAACACAAAUCCUGCAUCCAGAAAAAUCACUGCCGGUGCUGUGCAUUAGUCGGAUGGCAAACUACGCGGAUUACUUGGCUCAUUUUGACUUCGAGGUGGUUUUCAAAGACUCGAAGGCAAACGCCAACGCAGACUACUGUUCCAGGGCGCCGUUACCAACCACGGUCAACCAAGUUUGUCUUCAGUCAUUGGUAGAGGGGGAAGAAGCAGGAACGGACGAAUUUGACCACUUUGUACUCCACCAAAUCAAACAAUUACCAAUUCGAGCAGAAGCCAUCGCCAGGGCAACGAGGAAAGAUGAGUACCUUGGCAACAUUCUGAAGCUUUUGGAAUCAGGUCAAGACCUCCUUCGUCACGGCUUCAAGUCACCUGAAGCCAACUACACCGCGGCCGCUAAUUAUUUGUUGUUUGAACACAGAGUUGUGAUUCCACCUUCACUCAGAAACGCCAUUCUUCAGGAUUUGCACGCCGCUCACAUCGGAAUCGUCAAAAUGAAAGGGCUGGCCCGCUCGUUUGUUUUCUGGCCUGGCAUCGAUGCUGCAAUUGAGCAUGUCGCCAAAUCUUGCACUGAAUGUGCAAAGCAUGCACACGCCCCCGUCCAAUUCCGAGAGCACCACUGGGAGUACCCUACAGCUCCAUGGCAGAGAAUCCACAUUGAUUGA
Agrilus planipennis (emerald ash borer) is the source of this 1899-nucleotide messenger RNA. RefSeq lists its product as uncharacterized. Bases 1 to 1899 code for a protein of 632 amino acids. The record is from RefSeq and is a predicted model, not a curated record. NCBI's taxonomy places the organism in Eukaryota, Metazoa, Arthropoda, Insecta, Coleoptera, Buprestidae. The transcript has 3 exons.